Messenger RNA from Varroa destructor (honeybee mite), 1310 nucleotides. RefSeq names its product Adenylate kinase 2 (gene Ak2). Gene Ontology annotation, biological process: ADP biosynthetic process. Gene Ontology annotation, molecular function: ATP binding; AMP kinase activity. NCBI's taxonomy places the organism in Eukaryota, Metazoa, Arthropoda, Arachnida, Mesostigmata, Varroidae. The record is from RefSeq and is a predicted model, not a curated record.
AAAAGCGGCGGGAGCAGCAGCUACUCAUAGCCAGCCGGCUCUACUUUCGACUUAUGGCGUUCAGAGAGAUUCGCUUCGAUUGCCAUAUAGGUCAGAGUCUGUGAAAUACCUGUGUGCUAAUCGUGGGUGCUAUUAUUUCCGUUGUAUUAGUAAUCUCAAGUCGUUGCGUGAGCUCAGGAUAGUUUCUAUCGUAUACUGAAAACGAAAAGGGUUAAGUGCAACCGCGUUAUCGUCGUUAGUCGUCGUUGUCUCGGCACAACUUUAUUCUGUAAAAUAAUUUAGCACCAAUGGCUCCCAACGGGGAGGCAAACAAGUAUAAGUUCGAAGACACUGGAGUUCUCUACGGGAACUCUUACGAACCGCAUGAACAGUACAAGAAAGGCAUCAAUGCAGUGUUGCUCGGCCCUCCCGGGUCCGGAAAGGGCACUCAGGCACCACGUCUCAAAGCGGAAUACAACGUAUGCCAUCUAUCUACCGGUGAUCUACUUCGCGCCGAGGUCGCGUCUGGCUCCGUUCUUGGCUCACGAUUAAAGACAAUCAUGUCUGAAGGGAAACUUGUCGAAGACUCACUUGUGGUAUCGAUGAUUGAGAAAAGUUUGGACAAACCAGAAUGUCUCAAUGGCUUCUUGCUUGACGGUUUCCCUCGCACCGUUAGUCAGGCACAAAAGCUCGAUGAGCUACUUGAGCGACGCAAAACUCAGCUGGAUUCCGUCAUUGAUUUCGACAUUGACGACAAUCUGCUCGUGCGCCGAAUCACCGGUCGCCUGGUACACCCGGCCAGCGGGCGAAGCUACCAUGAGGAGUUUGCACCACCGAAGGAACCGAUGAAGGACGACAUAACGGGAGAGCCGCUGGUUCGCCGAUCAGACGACAAUGUUGACGCUCUUAAGACCCGUUUAGCUUCGUAUCACGCUAAAACAUCGCCGCUUAUUGAUUAUUAUCGACGCACCGGUAUUCAUUUUCGUGUGGAUGCCGCGCAGAAAUCCGAUAAGGUAUUCAGCGAUAUCCUGUCUGCAUUCGAAAGCGCACGUCGACGGGCUUCCGAAAUCAUGAAUUCUGGCCGAUGAGAUUUUGUCUCUUACGCUCAUUUCUAAGUACUCUUCAUUAUGACGAGACUCACGAUAAAAAGAAAAUGGCCUUAUUCAUUCAUUCUGAACGGGUCUGACCGCCGGGUGCGGCCAAGUACUAUAGGGGCAAGCCCAAGAAUACGUGCGUAAAUUAUGACGUGGAACGCAAUCGUACAAAUCUGUUGAAAGGCAAGAAAACAACUUCAACCGGCUUCCCCAACUCCAUGUUCCGUAUAUUCAUCG